Molecule: messenger RNA, 2765 nt
Organism: Mizuhopecten yessoensis (Yesso scallop)
Lineage: Eukaryota; Metazoa; Mollusca; Bivalvia; Pectinida; Pectinidae
Product: probable zinc transporter protein DDB_G0283629
Exons: 7
Coding region: 6-1967 (653 amino acids)
Biological process (GO): zinc ion transmembrane transport; response to zinc ion
Cellular component (GO): plasma membrane
Molecular function (GO): zinc ion transmembrane transporter activity
Source: RefSeq, a predicted model, not a curated record
GUAAAAUGGCAGCUAAAGUGUUCGUUGAUGAUAGCAGUGGGUGGGAUGUGUCGGAUAUUAAUAGCCUUACAGCUGUAAGCACGAACGAGCGAUACACUAUUGGUCUGCAAAGUGAACGUAGUCUUAGGCCUAACAUAAACGUAACACAUGAAACGACUGAACACUCUGAGAAUAGCAGUUCUCUUGGAUGGAGUGGUAAUGUAAACAACCUGGAGUUAGAAAUUGGCCCAUUUGUAAGUGCUGUUACAAGCGAGCAGAUUGACUCUGGUAUCAGCGCGGAUCCUUACAGGGGAGAAGAACAACAUAUUGACACAAGUUUAUUAGACAGUGAAAAUAACUUCUGGCCGUUUGGGGCUGACAACUAUGCACAUAAUGUUAACGUGUCAAAUAAUGACCAUGUACAGACGACUCCAAGACUUCAGUUACUCCCCGAGGUAGCUUCUCAGGAAAGUCCCCACAGAUCGAUGUCUGAGGACUCAUUACUAGCUAUUUUAGAAAAGUUUGAUGCCACCGAUAUAAACGAGCACGAUCAGGAUAUCAACAUGAUUCCAGAAAACGAAAAAACCCAAAGUAAAAAAGUAUUGUCCAACUUUAAGGGUGCACUUGGAACCUCAAAUAACAUACCAAAUGGACAUCUGACAUCGGAGGACUUAAGUAACAACCACUGUGUUGACAUUGUAUCUAGUUCAUGUAUUAAUGGAAGAUCUGAUGAAUCACAUCCCGAAACACAUGGGAGGUACAGCAACCACAGAACGUUACGAUCAUUUAGCAGUGACGAUGAUCUGGAGGCAGACUUGGGACUGUCCCAUGUCACAAAUGGAACAAGGUCUAAUCCUGAAAUGUCUGGUUGGCACUGCCAUACUCAGGUGAAACCUGAGCAUGAUAAAGUUGCGAGGAAUCAACUGAUCGCUGUGUGUGUUCUGUGUGCAUUGUUUAUGAUCGGAGAAGCAGUAGGAGGAGUCUUGUCCGACAGUCUAGCCCUCUUCACUGAUGUUUUACACCUGGGCAGUGACCUAGUCAGUUUUCUCAUUUCCCUCCUCGCCAUCUACCUGUCGAAAAAACCCGCCACUAAAACCAUGUCAUUUGGAUACCACCGUGCAGAGGUUCUAGGGGCCUUAUUCAGUGUGUUCAUCAUAUGGCUGGUGACCGGGGUCCUGUGUUAUAUGGCCGUGGAAAGAAUUACAGGAGGACAUUACACAAGUGUCAAACCAGAUGAAAUGCUGGUCACAGCUUCCCUCGGAGUCAUGUUUAAUGUUGUAAUGGGUCUUGUGCUUCACUCCGAAAAAUGUUGUGGAUCAGCUUCUGCACGAGCAUCGUUUGGUCACGGACAUUCUCAUGGCGGAGGAGGACAUUCUCACAAACAUUCCAGUCACUCAGAUGAUUCAGCUUACGAGCGAUUAAUUCAGCAUGAAAGUGAUCAUGAAUUGGUUCCGAAUGUCCAGUCCACAGAAGUACACCCAACCCCCAAACACCAGAACAAGAAAAAUAUCAACGUUAGAGCUGCCUUUAUACAUGUGAUAGGAGACAUUAUACAGAGUGUUGGAGUAUUAAUAGCAGCACUCAUCAUCAAACUUAUGCCUGAUCCCAGUUACAAGCUGGCCGAUCCUGUAUGUACAUUCCUCUUCUCUAUCAUCGUCCUCUUCACCACAAUCUUCGUACUACGUGACACGCUCCAGAUAAUGAUGGAAGGUGUUCCGAGAGAUGUACAGUACAAUGACAUAAUUGCUGACCUGGAGAGUGUACCGGGGGUGAAGGCUGCCCAUGAUCUCAUUGUGUGGGCCUUGACUAUAGACAAAAAUGCUGUAGCAAUCCACCUCACUAUAGAUUCCUCUGCGUCUCAUCAAAAGGUCCUGGAGGCUGCUAAUACCGUGCUGAAACAGAAGCACGAGUUCCUUUUCACCACCAUACAGGUUGAGAUGCACGUUCCAGACAUCAGUUGUCAUAGAUGUGCAAUUCCUCUAGGAUGAGUUUUAACCAGUUCUAUUGCUGUUAUAAGUGUCUGUGAUGGGUUCUGCACACAUUUUUUUCCUAUGAUGUGUGUCUAUUUUUUAUAUCAAUACUAGGGCAUAAACUAUUUUAACAAUAUAUGUUCAGUGAUUUUGUUGGUGGUGCUUCAUUGUUAACAUUAUGUAUAUAAUUUGAAUGGGAUCAAAGUGAAUGAUGAAUUAUUUUAUUGAUAAUUUAUAAGAAUUCAUUAAUGUCUGUUCAGAACCUAAUAAAAUUGAAUGCCUGGCGGUUUUUUCCUAAACGUGCUAUCAUAUUUGCUCCCCUUUGCUUUAAGUUACCCUUGAUCAUGAAGUCUUGAUACAUGCUUGAAUGCGUAAUGUUAGCUCUGCAUUUCAAAGUUUCAAAGUCAUUCUUUAUAAUUGUUUUGAUAUAUACAGAAAAAAGGUAAACCAGUUUCUCAAUUUUCCAAUAGAAUACAAAUGUGUAACAAAAACCCGAAAAAAUCAAAACCUCAUUCUUUCUGAGGUAGAAAAUGUGGAAAAAAAAUAGUUCUUUUUUGAAAUCCCAAAAAAACAAAACCAUGAAAAAUAUUCUUCUGAAAUGUGUGGAGUAACAAUUAUCAAUUGUUUGUGAUUUGUGAAGUAUCACUUGGGAGAGUUUAAUAAGAGUCAAUAUGAGUCGAACACCCUUAAUCAAAACUAUUUUUAUCAGUUUUUGACAAUCUGUGAAAUAUGUCUGAUGUACAAUAAAAAACUAUUUAAUAUAUUCUUAUAUGGUGUAUUGUACAGUAAAACCUCGAUAUAAUGCCCCUCGUUUAU